This is a messenger RNA of Oryctolagus cuniculus (rabbit), 1397 nucleotides long. It is a transcript of the gene CD27, whose product is annotated as CD27 molecule. NCBI's taxonomy places the organism in Eukaryota, Metazoa, Chordata, Mammalia, Lagomorpha, Leporidae. Gene Ontology annotation, cellular component: external side of plasma membrane. The record is from RefSeq and is a predicted model, not a curated record. Gene Ontology annotation, molecular function: protein binding; transmembrane signaling receptor activity. Gene Ontology annotation, biological process: positive regulation of T cell differentiation; negative regulation of apoptotic process; positive regulation of B cell differentiation.
GCAGCAGGCGUGGAUGGGUCAAAUGCUUCCCCAGUCUCGGAGACAGAAACAAGCAAGCAGAGACCAAGGCGCUGUGGGAGAGCAGCACUCCCCUGCAUGCGGAAAAGGGGAAGGGGGUGGAGGUUGCUGCUACAAGAAAAAAAAAACAGCCACAGCAGAGCUUCAACUGCCGCCAAAGGUGGGGGCAACUGGGAGAGGAGUUACAGCCGCUGCCCAGGAGGUGCAAAGGGGCCCCCCGCUCCGGAGAGGCGGGCGGUCAGCACCCUGCGCACAAGGAGCCCCCUGGGCAGGAGCCAUGACAUGGCCACCUCCCUGCUGGCUGUGCAUCCUGGGGGCCCUGGCGGGCCUCUCGGCUACCUCAGCCACCAAGAGCUGUCCAAGGAGGCACUACUGGGCUCAGGGCGAACGGUGCUGCCGGAUGUGUGACCCAGGGACAUUCUUGGUGAAGGACUGUGAUGAGCACGGAGAGGCUGCCCAGUGUGAACCGUGUGUCCCCGGGGUCUCCUUCUCUCCGGACCACCACAGCCGGCACCACUGUGAGAGCUGUCGGCACUGCAACUCUGGUCUUCUCAUCCGUAACUGCACCAUCACCAGCAAUGCCAAGUGCACCUGCCCCAGUGGCUGGCACUGCAGGGACGAAGAGUGUACCGAGUGUGACCCUCCUCCACGCCCCUUGGUGACCGCUCCUCCUUCUCAGGACCCAGGCCCACACCCACAGCCCACCCACUUACCUUAUGUCAAAAAGUGGCCAGCGGCCAGGACACACAGGCCUGCGCAGACCCCGGCUGACUUGAGACAGCUGCCUGCCCCAGUUCUCCCUACCCACUGGCCACCCCAGAAGACCCUGUGCAGCUCCGACUGCAUCCGCAUCACUGUGAUCUUCUCCGGAAUGUUUCUUGUUUUCACCCUGGGCGGAGCCCUGUUCCUCCAUCAACAAAGAAAAUAUGGAUCAAACAAAGGAGAAAGCGCUGCGGUGCCCGCAGAGCCUGGUCCUUACAGCUGCCCCAGGGAGGAGGAAGGCAGCGCCAUCCCCAUCCAAGAGGCUUACCGGAAGCCCGAACCUACUUCCUACCCCUAAGCCUGCGCUGGGGCCGGGGUGGGAGGACGAGACGGGGGCGGUGGGGUCAUCGCUGCAAGAAAGCCCCCACCUCCAUCCACCCCACCGGUCAACCAGAGCGCGCAAGACCUGGCAGCCCCAGUGUUGGGACCACCCUGUCAUCAGGACCCUUUCCCGUGUCCAGGCUUGACCUUUUUGAGACCGGCAGUGACAAGGACAGGAGCCCUGGGUGUGCCCUGGCCCAGCCUGCUUUGCCCCUGCGCUGCAAAACCCAGUCCUAGCCUGGAAAGCUGCAUGUGCUGUAUCGCUGACGUGCAAAAUAAAGUGAGGGACUGCCGCA